AUGUCACACGGUGAACGUAAAGGACGCAUAAAUUUGGUGAAAUUUUUGGAAUUGGGCUUUUCAGUUGCUUGUCUGGUCUUGCAUUAUUACAGUUUUGAUGAUCGUGAUAUAUUGGCGUCAUUAUUGGCUACCGGUACAUUUGCCGGCUACAUUGUUGUGCUCUUUGGAGUAUUUGUGGGUACCUUAAUGCGUGCCUCUAUUCACCGAAGAAUCGACAUAUUUUUCAGUAUCAUGGGCUGUGCCUUAUUUAUAGCAUCCGGUGUAUUUGUCAUAGAGGCCUGGGAACAUUCAUUUCGUACGCGUACCCGCGAUUUAGCUUUAAUAAAAGCUUCGUUGGCGAUCGUCAAUGGCGUACUAUUCGGGUUUGAUGCAAUCUUUACUUUUCGCGAUAAAUAAUGUUUAAUAGUAAUAAGUUAAAACUAUUAUAAUGAUAAUAAAUAAUAAUAUUUUCUAUAUAAUGUAUUAUUUUGCAUUUAAGACGAUAUUUUUUUUAUUAUUCUAACUUCUAAACUAAGUUUUGUAAGAAAGUUUUUGUUCUUCCUUUUUAUUUCUAUGCGUCGCAAUAAAGUGUGUAUUUUUUAUUUAA
Molecule: messenger RNA, 586 nt
Organism: Calliphora vicina (urban bluebottle blowfly)
Lineage: Eukaryota; Metazoa; Arthropoda; Insecta; Diptera; Calliphoridae
Exons: 3
Coding region: 1-396 (131 amino acids)
Biological process (GO): septate junction assembly
Cellular component (GO): plasma membrane
Source: RefSeq, a predicted model, not a curated record